Molecule: messenger RNA, 857 nt
Organism: Cicer arietinum (chickpea)
Lineage: Eukaryota; Viridiplantae; Streptophyta; Magnoliopsida; Fabales; Fabaceae
Product: profilin-1
Cellular component (GO): cell cortex
Molecular function (GO): actin monomer binding
Source: RefSeq, a predicted model, not a curated record
UUACAAUACACCAUCUUUAGACUGAUUUAAAGGAUAGGUAGCUCCGUGAUUUCAACGCAGAAUCAACUCAUUACUCAUACCCAUUUUCUUUGCACCCAAACACUCCCCAGAAAAUCUCUUCAAUUUUCUCGAGAAAAUCUCAUCAUGUCGUGGCAAGUGUACGUCGAUGAACACCUUCUCUGUGACAUCGAAGGUAACCACCUCACUUCUGCUGCUAUCCUCGGUCAAGACGGUAGCGUUUGGGCUCAGAGUCACAAUUUCCCUCAGUUCAAGCCUGAGGAAAUUACUGGUAUCAUGAAUGAUUUUGCUGAGCCUGGAACACUUGCUCCAACUGGAUUAUAUAUUGGUGGCACAAAAUAUAUGGUGAUCCAAGGUGAACCAGGAGCUGUCAUUCGAGGGAAGAAGGGUCCUGGUGGUGUUACUGUUAAGAAGACCAAUCAGGCCUUGGUCAUUGGCAUUUAUGAUGAACCAAUGACUCCUGGUCAAUGCAACAUGGUAGUUGAAAGGCUCGGUGAUUAUCUCGUUGAACAGGGUCUUUAAUCCUCUCCGUAUGUCUAUUUUAUUAUAGUUCAUAUUUCAUUGGCUUCUGUACAAGUUUUUGCGUCUACCUGGAAUGGAAUGCUUGAUUGCAGUGUAAUAAUAUUUUGGAUAUGAAAAAGUUGUGGGAUCUGCGUGUAGCGAAGAAGUGUUUGGUGCUUGAGAAAUGAUGACUAUAAAUCUUUGUCGUUGUACUUUUUUUUAGUGGGGUACCUUAUACAUUAAAGUGGUUUUAAAUUCUAAUGCUAUGGUAUAAUGGUUGGCAUAUUUUUGAAUUCUUUGCAGAUUCUUAUCUAUCUGGCAGAAAGCCUUCAUAUUUA